Molecule: messenger RNA, 379 nt
Organism: Symbiodinium pilosum
Lineage: Eukaryota; Dinophyceae; Suessiales; Symbiodiniaceae
Source: the annotation of a GenBank genome assembly
GUUUUCUGGAAGACCGAGCUUCAGCAGGGGCGCUUCUCUCUUGCUCGGGCGGUGAACCCGAGCUACUGCUACCGGGGUCUACCGCUUGCGAUAGUUUCAAUUGCUCCGAUCACGUGCAUCCAGUUCGGCGCCACGAGUUUAUUCAGCUCGGGAUUGAAGACUCUUCGGGGCUCCGACUCAGCCAGCGGGGACAUGGACAAAAUCAUCGCUUCCGUAAUGGCUGGAGCUGCAUCAGCGCUGAUCCAAUCGCCCACGCAGUUGGUUGAGGUCAACCAGUCAAACCAUGGCUCCUCAAUGCUCGCCACAGCCAGGAAGGUUGUCGCACAGAACGGCCUGCUGGGGCUCUAUCGAGGCUACUCUAUGGGCGCGACUCGGGAAG